Eublepharis macularius is the source of this 3797-nucleotide messenger RNA. It is a transcript of the gene PPIL2, whose product is annotated as peptidylprolyl isomerase like 2. The record is from RefSeq and is a predicted model, not a curated record. NCBI's taxonomy places the organism in Eukaryota, Metazoa, Chordata, Lepidosauria, Squamata, Eublepharidae. The transcript is spliced from 20 exons. Bases 140 to 1705 code for a protein of 521 amino acids. Gene Ontology annotation, biological process: protein polyubiquitination; protein peptidyl-prolyl isomerization; protein folding. Gene Ontology annotation, cellular component: catalytic step 2 spliceosome. Gene Ontology annotation, molecular function: ubiquitin-ubiquitin ligase activity; peptidyl-prolyl cis-trans isomerase activity.
GGGAGUUUUGGAGGCUGGCUGUGGAGCGGUUGGGGUGUGCGGCUUCUCCCCCCUCUUUUCGGCUGCUUGGAAAGCGGACAGCGAAGGAGUACGUUUCCCCCUCAGCUUUGGGUUGUGAGGACGAUCAAAAGCAGCCGCUAUGGGGAAGAGGCAGCAUCAGAAGGACAAGAUGUACAUAACAUGUACAGAAUAUACUCAUUUUUAUGGCGGGAAGAAAGCAGAAAUUCCACAGUCCAACUUCAGACGUCUGCCUUUUGAUCAUUGCAGCUUAUCUUUGCAGCCAUUUGAAUACCCGGUUUGCACGCCAGAAGGAAUUGUCUUUGACUUGUUGAGUAUUGUUCCUUGGAUAAAGAAGUAUGGAACCAAUCCAAUCACAGGGGAGAAACUCGAUGCCAAAUCUCUUAUCAAGCUGAACUUUGCUAAAAACAGCGAGGGUAAAUAUCACUGUCCAGUCCUCUUCACAGUGUUCACCAAUAACUCCCACAUAGUGGCUAUCAAGACAACAGGCAACGUGUUUGCAUAUGAGGCAGUUGAGCAAUUGAACAUAAAAACAAAAAGCUACAAGGACCUGCUAACUGAUGAACCUUUUACAAGGCAAGAUAUUAUCACGCUGCAGGAUCCAACCAACUUGGACAAAUUUAAUGUCUCCACCUUUUUCCAUGUUAAAAACAACCUGAAAGUGACAGACCCAGAUGAGGAGAAAGCAAAACUGGACCCAUCGUAUUACUUGAAAAACACGAAUGUGGAGACGCGAGAGACUUUGUCGGAACUUUACAAAGAAUUCAAAGGGGACGAUGUUCUGGCUGCUACCAUGAAGGCUCCUGAGAAAAAAAAAGUGGAUAAGCUGAAUGCGGCUCAUUACUCCACAGGCAGAGUGAGUGCCUCCUUCACGUCCACAGCCAUGGCACCGGAAACAACGCAUGAAGCAGCUGCCAUUGACGAUGACGUGGUGCGGUACCAGUACGUCAAGAAGAAAGGCUACGUCCGCCUGCACACGAACAAAGGGGACCUCAACUUGGAGCUGCACUGUGACAUGACUCCUAAAACAUGUGAAAACUUCAUUAAACUAUGCAAGAAAAAUUACUAUGAUGGGACCAUUUUUCACAGGUCAAUUCGUAAUUUUGUGAUCCAAGGAGGGGAUCCUACUGGAACAGGCCUGGGAGGAGAAUCUUAUUGGGGAAAGCCAUUUAAAGAUGAUUUCAAGCCUAACCUGUCUCACACCGGACGUGGCGUUCUCAGCAUGGCCAAUUCUGGACCCAAUAGUAACAAGUCUCAGUUCUUUAUCACAUUCCGCUCUUGCGCAUACCUGGACAAGAAGCACACAAUAUUUGGAAGAGUGGUCGGUGGUUUUGAAACUCUGACAGCGAUGGAGAAUGUGGAGAGCGAUCCGAAAACCGACCGUCCCAAGGAAGAAAUACGAAUCAAUUCAACAACUGUCUUUGUUGAUCCAUAUGAAGAAGCAGAUGCUCAGGUUGCGGCAGACAGAGAGAAGGCUCGGCAAGAAGAGGAGGCAGUGAAAGGGAAAACCAAAGUCGUCGUUCCAAAGAAAGAGCCUCAUACUCCAAAAACAUACCGGGAGGGAGUUGGGAAGUACAUUAAUUUGGCUGCAGCGAAGCGAGCCGCAGAAGAGGACGGCCCAUCGACCAGCACAGCGGCAAAGAAAGAGAAGAAAAGUUCAGACUUUGGGGACUUCAGUUCUUGGUAGAGGAUCCGGGUGGCUGCGUCAGAAGCCACCAUCAACCCUCUGCUCUGGACUGUUUUGAAGGGGAGCAAACCUGGCUGCCGGUCAGCUUCCUUAAUGGACGGUUUCCUAACGUUUUCAAAGGGCUCGUUUCCUCAGCAGUGCUUUCCUUUAUUUUGAGCCCUUGUCCCCAAGAUCUCUGCUGGUUUCUUGUUGAGCUACUCUGCACAUCAGUUCCAAGAUGACUCUUUUGUAUUGUCGCUCUGCAGAUUUGUCGGUGGAACACUGGGAAAGCUUAAGCAGAUUAGUGAGUGAGGACUUGUUGCAGGCUAAAGCGGGUGAUUACCCGGUGGAGGAGAGAAGAAAAUGGCCUCAUUACAGCUGCAUGCCUUUGCAGUGGAGGGGCUUUUCAUACAGUCCCCUACAGCUUGUCCAUUCUAAUUUGGAAACAGAGGGCCUCGGUCUGCACAUCCCGCCCCCCUCUCUGCCUCUCGAAUGCCUUCCAGUUCACUGGUUUUAUGAGCUGCUGUGCUGCAACCGAGAGGCAUCCAUCUCCUUGAGUGAUGAAGUCAUGGGAUGCCUCCGUCCAGACCUGAGGUCUGAUUAAUGACCUCUCCUCCCCCCCCCCCCCUGGAAAAGGAAUCCAAGCUAGCGCCUUUGCAUUGUCUGGCUUGCUAGUCCGAUUUCACUAAGCCAGCUGGGCAACUCUUGCAGUAUCCUUGCACUCCUGCUCUGCCCAAAUAGCCAGCAAUCAUCAGUCCAGGCCUUUGCUGGGCAGCUGUGAUGCGCAGUCCUGGCCAUUAAAACAGCACGCUGCUACUCGGUGAGGGGGUCAGUUAAAAAUAGCUACAGACAAGUAAUACCGCAGCUUCGUUUCCCAGACCCCCCAAAUAGUGUCUUAGCCCUGGUAGUUGCUAGUUCUGAUUAAUCUCUCUUUCCCCCCCCCUUUGUGAUAUGCAGCAGGCUGAUGUCACAGGUAGUCUGACACUUCCUAGAGCUGACCACACCGGGGGGGGGCCUAAGGGGCAAAUGACAUCCAGCCACAUAACAUGAUACCGCAGGGGCAGUAAAGAGGAUUUUGGUGAGGAGGAAGUGCUUUUGAAGGGAGAGCAUCGGUGGGGAGUGGCUGCUUAAUCCUUAACUCCGUUGCUCCUUUUUCUAUUCCAAAUUCUUCCUGCCUACCCCACAUUGUUUUUCAUCCUGGGAGGUUCCAGAUACGUGUUUGCAAGGAGAACCAGGCACCUGUAACCUUACUUUGGGAAGAGAAGGGGGAAGCGGGGAAAUGAUCAGCGGGGAACCUUUGCCAGUUCUUUGCUCAAAAUUGCCCCCUCCUACAGCUCAUUCUGUUUAGGAAAAGACACAGCUGUCUUGCAAUUGCAGGAAUGUCCAUGGAACAUGCCAGGUUGCCCUUUACUGCUAAAACUGAGAAGAGCUAUAGCCGUCAAGGAGCAACCAGAGUUGCAUAUGCUUGUUCAAGGGCAGGCGCUGGCUGAGUGAAUGCCUUGUGUUGCUUUAUAGUCUCUUUGGGGGCAGGUUUGCUAGUGUAUCUUUGCAUUUGCAUGAAGUACAAAGAAAUAGUAAGAAAAACAGCAUUAACAAUCCAGCCAACCCCCAGCACAUGCCUCUUUCCCCCGAGAUGUCCACGCUGCCAGACACCAGUGAAAAAGGCUUGCCUGUUAGCUGUAAGAUGUAUCCUGUCCUGUAUCAAGGAAAGGGACACGAGUGACUUAACCACCUUAUCCAUCUGUUUUGGGGAUUUUUCUUACUCAGUACCCAGAGGCAGAGUUAAAUUAAGCUCCAGGAUAAAGUUGCACACGUCUGUGGUCUAUCCUUUUGUUCCAGUGUAUAUGCAUGCACAGGUCUUCUCAGAAUAUUUAAACUGUCUUUGGGUAGACUGAAUCAUUGUAAAUAAUCCCCAAAUUCUGCAAAACUACAUCCGCGCUUAGAAAAUAUUAACUGCUACGAUGGAAACAGUAACAACAAACUGCUUACUUUUAUAGUUUUCUGGAGUUUCUUGAGAUGCUUUUCUGAAAAAUGAUGUAUAUUUUGCUUUGGAAAAUGGUCGGGUUUUUUAUGAUGAGACUUUGUUGUUUGCGAAAUAAAGAGUCCCCUUUUA